GUUUAAGUGAAAGUGACAGUUAAAACAGUAAAAAAUUGACAGUAUGUGUACUAUAAAAGAUAUAGUAUUUCUCUAGACAAAUAAAAAUGCAUUCUCAAAAUAACAAGAAGUAUUCUGGAAAUCCACAUGCAACACCAAAGAAAUUUACAUCGACCCAGCGCUUUUCAUUUAAACCAACUAGUACACCUGCAUUGAAAUCGAUUUCAAAAUGCGAAGCAUUAUCAAAAUUAAAAAACGAAGUUGUUAGAAAAUGCCCCAGUUUAACAAGAGCUCAAUCCAAACCGCCUUUUAAUAGUAACAUGAGGUAUGAAGUAUUUUUAGCCAGAAAAAGAAAAGAAGCGGAACAGAAAAGAAAUGGAAUAAAUCAACUUAUCAAAGCAAAACGGGACGAGAACUGGGCUGCUCUAAAAGGAAUUAUACCCAUUGCAAAAUCCCCUCCAUUUAUUAAAAAUAAACUUACUGAUUGCCUUCAGCAAAUACAAGAAAAGAGGUCAGUGUACGAUAAACGAGCUAAACCGUAUAAUAUAAUGGCUAAAAUUAUAAAUAUAAUUUCUGCACAUGACAGAAAGUUUGAAAGACUUGAAUCUAUUAGAAUGAAGGAAGCAAGAAUGCAAAGAAGACAGAGAAUGAUGAAAUACAAGAAUAACGAAAAUAAAUGUACAUACAAUGAAUACGAAAGCGAAUUAUUUGAAAUACCUGAAUCUCCAAUAACGCCAAUUUCUAAAAAUCAAGAGAAAAAUUCCUCUGUCUCCAUUAGUAAAGUCACUAAAAAUUCGUCAACCAAGAGUUUAAAAAAUGGAUUUACAAAAAAGGUUUUAACACAAAAAAUUAAUGUCAGUAGCAAUCAUCAAACUUUUUCUAAAUUUGAUUCUGAAGUAACAUUUUCUGCAGAAGAAUUAAAAGACAAUUCGUUGGGAAAGAAAGCAACAAAAUCUAAUUCUGUGUCAAAAGUUAUGAAAUGUGGGGUUCUAAAGAAAAAGUUAGCUCCAAGAAUGAUUUCAAAUAAUCAAUCUCUCUCGAAGACAAAUUCUGAAGAGCAUACUAAAGAAAAAAAAGCAACAGUACCCAGUACUCUCAAAUCUCCAGACAGUAAAGUUUUACCUAAAUUCUAUUCUGAGUUAAUUCUAUCUGAUGAAAAUUCUGAUGAUAAUGUUAAUGAUUAUAUUAGUUCCAAACAGCCUCAAUACGAGGAUUCAAAUAAUAAUUUAACAACAGAAAAAACACUAUACGAUCGAAUUUCUGAUGCACCAAUUGGAUUCGACUUUAUAAAAUCUUUACAAGACGAAAUUGAUAAAAUUAGUACAAAAAUUGAAGAAUUAGAAUCCAGUAGACCGACUAAUCACUUUCAGGGCAACGAUUUGGUUAAUAAGUGUAGUUUAAGUUCUUUAGAUGACUUGGAAUUAUUCGAACUCAUCGAGUGUAUUGAAAAUAUGUUAUAGGCAUGCGUCUGCGCUUCGACUAAUGAUUAUCUUACAUAUUUAUUGAAGUGUAUUUUAAUGAUAUAAAGUG
Psylliodes chrysocephalus is the source of this 1509-nucleotide messenger RNA. The record is from the annotation of a GenBank genome assembly. Lineage: Eukaryota; Metazoa; Arthropoda; Insecta; Coleoptera; Chrysomelidae.